AGAAGAAAGAGGAGAGGUGCCAUGGCGGCCAAGGUGAAUAUGAAGCGAACAUAAUGUUUUCCACCUGAAAGUGUACACGGUGGCUAUGGUGGCCGUCCCGGCGGUGCUGGGGAUAGCCUCCAUUAGAGUGUACACCAUUAGUGAAAUGCCCACUGAAGGCCUCAUUAGUCGAGACAAGAUUAACAUCUACACCCCAGUAACAAAGUCUGCUCAGGUCCAGCCUGAUCAGCCAGGGCUGAUUGAGAGUGGCUUAGCUAGAGCAAGAGGACGCUUCCUCCCCUUUGUCCAUGUGGUGAAGGGAGCCUGUGUCUCUGUAAAAACAGGAAGUGUAAAUCUAUACCACGCUGGAGAGGAUGUAUACUAUUACUUGAAAGAUCCUCCCCCGGGUUUCCUACCUAGGUGUGGCACCAUCACCAUGGCUGGCCUACUUGGCAUGUUCUUGGCACGCAAAGGCUCUCGUUUGAAGAGGAUUGUAGUCCCGUUGGGUCUUGUGACUGCUGGGGCAUCAGUGUGCUACCCAGCCCAGGCAGUGGCUGUCUUUAAGGUGACAGGCAAGAAGAUGUAUGCUGUAGGCCAGUGGAGCCGCGCUGCUGUGUCUUCACUGCUCACAUCGAAAGCCCCUGAGCUUGAUGCUGCUCUACAACCACAGGCAACUCCUGUGCCGCCUCCAGAGGCUGCAGUGGUUGACGAGCCUCGUCACGCCUCAGAGCCAGGCUCAGCGCAGAGUGUUGCCAUCUCAGACUCCGAGGUGGGAUCAGCGGAGUGUGUUCAAGACACUGAUAAACUCAUCAUUGCUAUCGCAGCCACAGAGGCGUCAGUCACACGCACAGAGAUUUCAGCCGAGCAGGCGCCUGCAGAGAUAGACUCAGAAUCACUCGACACUGUUCAAAGCGAGGUCCCUAGAGCCUCAAAAGAAGCACCAGAGGGCGCCCUUGCUGUAUCUGAAGAUGCCAUCGCCUCAUCAGCGGUCAUCUCUCUGGAUUCUGAUGGCAUCCCUGCUGAGGCCCUGGCUGCUGAGCCCACACUAAGUUCAGAAUCAGAGACCAAAGAGUCUGCUCAAGUUGAAUCGGCUCCAGCUGAGGUUUCUGCUUCCAGAGAGGACCUGCCUACUCUAAACACCUCAGCAGAACCAGAUGUGGAGCCAAAAAGAUCGGCAGCCACUGGAUUGGUUGAGGAAGGAUCACAGGCGCCCAUACCCACUGAACAGCCUUCUGAAAAUGGCAAAGGCGGCGCUGGGUUGCCACUAGAUCCUGCACUCCUGGACUUUGGGCAGUCCAGUCCUGAGGAUGAAGACUUGUACAGCACUCGCUAACAAAACUGGCUAUCACACCAUCUCAUCCGGAUUGACACACACUUUUGUCACAUAGCAUAAAAUAUAAGAUGCAUUUCUUUUACCAUCUGAAAACAGACUAAUUCCUGCCGCAACAUUUUACUUGAGUAAAAAAAAAGAAAAACAUUCUUUUUUAGGUAUUCUUGUGAAAGAACAGCUGUGUGUGCAUGUGUCCUACAGAUGACCGACUAACUAAUCGUCACACUAUGUGAUGGUUAACAACAAUUUGCUGAUACGUUGCAGUCCCCAGUGUCCUGAAUGCACAAUGCCGUGGGUAACCAUGUUGAGCAGUUGGGACGCUGUAUGCCAUGUAAUGAUACUAGAAAACAAAAAUGGAUGUAAAGUUGUGCAAUUUUGUUGUUGCCAAAAUUUUCCUCUAUGAUUAAAGAAGCCAAAUAAAGAUAUAUUUUUAAUGGA
Syngnathus typhle (broad-nosed pipefish) is the source of this 1747-nucleotide messenger RNA. It is a transcript of the gene apool, whose product is annotated as apolipoprotein O-like. Gene Ontology annotation, cellular component: MICOS complex. The record is from RefSeq and is a predicted model, not a curated record. Lineage: Eukaryota; Metazoa; Chordata; Actinopteri; Syngnathiformes; Syngnathidae. The transcript has 11 exons. The coding region runs from base 86 to 1312 and encodes 408 amino acids. Gene Ontology annotation, biological process: cristae formation.